AUGCAUCUGAACAACCUGAAUGAGCACCUGGAUGGCAUUGAAGAUGGCAUUUGGUUGAGUUCAUCAGGUGUCGCAAGCAUCGCGCUGGAGGAGCCUUGCUGUCAGGUCGCCAUCAAGUGCAUGGAUCGCCAGCCGCGGGCCGUUCUGCAUCGCAUCCUGUCUAUGGACGAGGACCUCUCAAACUCGACGAUGAUGGAGAUCUCGACGCGCUUGCUGAGAACGCAGGAGUUCGGGGGGGUGGGGGGGGGGGGCAGCCCGGACGACUUCUAUGCCAACGCGGCGGACGACGAGGAGACCGAGAACCAGGAAGGCGAGAAGACUGCCUCCGACCUCGGUGCCUCCGGCGACGACGAGGUCUAUGAAGCCUACGCCUCGUACAAGGAGUCCGGGAAGAAGCUGAAGGAUAUCCAAAAGAGCCGAGCACAGGAUUCCACUGGUUUCGGUAGUGCAGCUCUCGCCCAGUCGCUCUGUGCUCCGGAGAGCAUGCAAACGUCGUGCUUAUGCCCCGUUCGCAUCGGAGCAGAUGCCAAAGCGCGCUCUUUCCUGGGUCCCGUCGUCGCUCCGAUGUGCAUGUCAAACACGCUCUCGCCUUGGUCUUGUGAGUAUACUCGUCGUGCCCUGCAAUGCUCUGGGCGGAUGAAGCAGUUCAUGGUGCACUACGCGCUGCCACUCUUCCAGGAGACGGAGGAGGAGCGCUAUCUGCUGGAGUGGCGGCUGAGCGGCGACGCGGUGGAGAUGCACUCCUCGCGGGGCCGCCGGGGCUCGGGAAAGAAGGUCUCCUGCUGGAAACGAUCCCGAGCUCGGCUCCUCCGCUUCGGCGGCUUCUUCCAGCGCCGCAUCGUGCGACAGGCUUUGGACGAGUUUGCGAUGCUUUGGCUCGAAAUCUUCGACCAGAGCAUGCUGCCCAAGAGCUCCAUCGAGGUCCUGUGCGCUUUGACUGCGGCCAACGUGCGCGUGCCUUUCAAGAUGCAGAAGAAGGACAUUCCCCAGCGGUGGGAGGAAGAGGUCCGGCGAUUGCUCGAGGAUGGCGCCGAGGUGACUCACAGUUUCUCUCCGGAUGCCCUUAUGAGCGCCACGCAGCGCUUGGGAUCGCUACCUGCAGACGCAGCCGUGGGACUGGUGGACGCCGUUUGCCAGGUUCUGCGAGAGGUCGAGAGAAAGGCGCCCCUGGAAGUCGAGAAGGACGUGAGCCGUGCGACCUUUGAGUCGGCGUUCGGGAGCCCCGACGCCCCCGAGGUUAUGGCCGGUGGCUCGCAAUCUACGUCAGCCGUCUCUGCCAAGGACCUCCACGCUGCGGACGGCGACAGCGACGUGGCGAUGGACGUGGAGGCGCUUGGUCUCUUCACUUCGUCUGGCUGA
Molecule: messenger RNA, 1359 nt
Organism: Symbiodinium natans
Lineage: Eukaryota; Dinophyceae; Suessiales; Symbiodiniaceae
Source: the annotation of a GenBank genome assembly